Molecule: messenger RNA, 5835 nt
Organism: Hemibagrus wyckioides
Lineage: Eukaryota; Metazoa; Chordata; Actinopteri; Siluriformes; Bagridae
Gene: fosb
Product: FBJ murine osteosarcoma viral oncogene homolog B
Exons: 5
Coding region: 215-1462 (415 amino acids)
Biological process (GO): regulation of transcription by RNA polymerase II
Cellular component (GO): nucleus
Molecular function (GO): DNA-binding transcription factor activity, RNA polymerase II-specific; RNA polymerase II cis-regulatory region sequence-specific DNA binding
Source: RefSeq, a predicted model, not a curated record
AAGACCAGAGACGCCGGCUCGCGCGCACAAGACGCUGUUUACUGUCGCUGACCAAACACGUUGCGGACAUUUUUAUUUUUUGAUGGAUUUAUAAAUGCACACUUCGAAUAAAAGGAACCUUUAAGGAUUUGUGAUUUCGCCAGCCAGAGUGGACAUCUCCGCUUUGGAGUUGUAAACUUGUUUCCCCCAAACGCAGAACUGGAUUGCCAUCUUAAUGCAACUUUUUUGGAAAGACACGAAAGGCAUCUUGACUGACUCUUCAAGUAAAUCGUGUUACGGUGACGUGCCAUUUUCGCCGGGAGCGAGUGCUUUCUCGGUUCAACUCGGCUCUGCCGGGGAGAUGUUCCAGGGGUUCCCCGGUGACCCGGACAGCGGCUCCCGUGGAAGUUCCUCUCCGUCGGUCGAAUCCCAGUACCUGUCUUCGGUGGACUCCUUCGGGAGCCCCUCCACCACCACUGCACCACAAGAGUGUGUAUCUGCCGCUGGAGGUGUAGGGGUUGGUGGUGGUUCAGCUGGCAGCGCUCCAGGGGUGGACAUGCCUGGCUCCUUUGUUCCUACAGUGACUGCCAUCACCACAAGUCAGGACCUGCAGUGGAUGGUGCAACCCACUCUCAUCUCCUCUGUGGCACCAGGGCAGAGUGGCACAGGUACUACAACAAUGACCCAGUCGGUGGCCCUGGACCCAUACGACAUGCCAGGGACGAGCUUCUCCUCCGGCUCGGGCUUCACCCCUCCCAGCUCAGACACCCCAGGUCCCUUGCGCCAGUCACGAAGCCGCCGGCGCACACGUGAUGAAACGCUGACCCCAGAGGAGGAAGAGAAGAGGCGUGUCAGGAGGGAGAGAAACAAACUGGCUGCCGCUAAGUGUCGCAAUCGACGGCGUGAGCUUACAGACAGGCUACAGUCGGAAACUGACAUAUUGGAGGAGGAGAAGGCAGAGCUGGAGGCUGAGAUCUCAGAGCUGCAGAAGGAGAAGGAACGCCUGGAGUUUGUCCUCAUCACCCAUCAGCCGAGCUGCAAGAUCCCUUACCAGGAGGAGCAGCAGCAGACGCCGGCGCCUCCUCCGCCACCAUCCUCCUCUGUGGCAGUGGUGGGUUUGACUGUGAAGGAGGACUCGUUCUACCUGCCUCCACCUUACUCGUCCCACCACCACCACCACCACCACCAGCAGCACCACCACCAGCAGCAGCAGCAGUCGGCGCAGCAGCAGCAGCAAGGGAUGAUGCAGGAGGUAGCCUUUUCUAGUUCUUUCUAUGGGCCGAGCCAGCCGGCGGCGGGUGGCCCGUGCCUUGUCGCCGACGGCGGCGGUAACCCUGACGCUGGCAGCCACAACCCCUCAUACACAUCUUCAUUUGUGUUCACCUACCCAGAGGGAGCCUGCGGCGCCAGCGCUAACCAGCGAACCAGCAGCAGCGAGCAGUCCUCUGACUCCAUGAACUCGCCCUCACUUCUCGCGCUCUGAAUGCCCUGACCUCUUGCUUACUGUCAUUGCCCUUUCUCACACCUACACACAAACACACACACACACACACACACACACACAAUCAUUCACUUUAUCAAGUAGAUGUACUCAGCCUCUCAUAUUUUUGGAGAUAUUACAUAUUCACAUCUUAGAUUUAUAUUUAUUGCAAAAAGUAAAAAGUUCUCACAGCCUCUUUGCUCCAGCUAAAUGGUUUUUGCACUGGUGCUUUAGUUGCUUAACUCAAGCCUAAAUCACUAUCAGAAAAAGUAUUAAUUUGUAAUAAAUUUAGACAACCCCCCAUACACACUCUUACAUUGAAAUGAUAAUGCACUUAGUUAUAUUUAAUCCUCCUUCUGCUUGGUCUCUCUCUCUGUUUCUCUGUCUCUCUCUCUCUCUCUCUCUCUCUCUCGCUCACGUUGCUCAUGCUUACUGCUGGUGUUCAAGCUCUUUCCAUGCCGAUUCUCUGCACAGUGUAUUUCUCGAAAAAGGGGACACCUUCUGUGGCUUCAAUAUUUUAGUUUUCUCAUAGGCCAAACUGUAAUCCACUCACUUCUGCGCUCCUCAUCCAUCAUCUAAUCGUUCCUUUCCUUCUCUGUCAUUGUGCCGGAACUUUUAAAUAAUAAGGGGCGUUAUUUUCCGUCUACAUUCAAUCAAUCGAUCGAUCAAUCAAAUCACUAUCUAUCUCUUUUUCUUGUCUCCUGCAUCGUCCAUCUGCCCAUCUGUUUCUCCUCUCUUCUGUCUCUAUGUGCCUCUGGUACUCUGUGAAGCCUUCAGCCCCCGAGAGCCCAUUGGACCCUGAAAGCCCUUGGAACCUUGAAUGAUGGCCGGGCCACCCCAGCACCACAGACAACCCCCUUUUCCCUUCCAGCAUGGAACGACUGCCACACUUCACAGAGGAAACGCAGGAUUACAAAAAUAAGCCAACAACAACGACAGCUAAACGUAAACAGGGGAGCAAAUGACAUUUCAGAGCAGGCAUUGUGUUCCGUUUUUCUUCUUUGACCCCGAGGAGAUGUGGGAUUUAGAAAACCAAAUGAACCUGACUAGCACAGAAAAGGACUCGAAGGUCCAGCGCUGAUGGAGAGCUAGAUAUCCUCUCAUGUCCUGGACAUCUCUGAGAAGAGGAAAGCAAAAAAAAAAAAAGCCACAUGAAAAACAAAGCGCUCAUCUUCUGUUCUGGCAAACACCAUCUCCUCCCCGUUAUUUGUCCACAUAUUUUUCAGAUCGUUUUUUUUUGUACAAUCCUAUGCCAACUCCCUUUAUUGAAGACUGUUUUCAGUGGCUUUCCAUCUGUUUCCGCAAUAGUAUUAGCUUCAACCUGGAAAAAAAAAAAAAGAUUGUGGCUUAAAUGAACCUUACAUGCAAAAACUGCUCUUAUUGUGAGUGGCACAGGUUUUUCAGUCAGUGCUUGUUACAGAUUGUUUAAAAAAUAGAAAACGUUUGAAAAAAAUUUUGACCAACCUUGUUCCAAUUGAACCAUGCGACAGAUCAGCAGGCAGCUGCAGGCUUUUAUUGUGAAAAGGCAUCACUGAAGCUGCUUCUCCAGUUUAUUUCUUUCUUUAUAGAGGUUGACGUGGUGAGAAAGCACAACCGUGGGCCAAGCCAGAUUGAGAAAGAAAAACAGGAGUUGAUUAUGAAUAUGAAAACUAUUUUCCUGUGAAUUUGUUAAAUAUCGUUUUGGAUAUAUAUAUAAAUAUAUAUAUAAAUAUAUUUUUAUUUAGGUUUUUUUUUUUUAAGGAUUUUCUUUUUUCGUUCAGCUUUUUCUCUCGCUUUUGUCGUUGCUGCCAAAUGGAGGAACCUUCUGGAGCUUUGAACGGCUCCUUUUACUCUGUUACUGUUGUCUUAUUGUAAUAAGUAUUGUUAUUAUUAUUUCAUUGUUAUCUUACAUUUGGCAACUAAAAAAGACAAAUGUUGUGCACUAUGAACCUUUUUUAUGUCCUAUAAAGUAACCUAAAAUGCUCUUUACUAUGUAUGCAUAUAUAUAUAUAUAUAUAUAUAUAUAUAUAUAUAUAUAUAUAUAUAUAUAUAUAUAUAUAUAUAUAUAAUAUAUAUAUAUACAUAGUACGUAUAUAUAUGUACAAUGAUUGUAAUGUGCAGAAAUGUAAAAUGGUUAUUUUUGUUAAUGAAGAAAAAAAAUAUCGAGGGUGAGCUUGGUGUGGCUGGUUUUGGUUUUAAACAUAGAUAUUUUUCUAAAAGAACAAAAAAGUAUAUUACGAUAUACAAUAAUAGCCCGCCUUUCCUUCAAUAUGAGAAGCAUUGUCACUGCCUUUGCUCUAUUGCUGUGUAUUUAUAUGUUCUAUAUAUAAAAACACAUGAUCUGUAUGAUGAGUGUAUUCUGUGGUGCAUAUAUAUGUAUCAUGGGUUUUUAUAGAGGUGAUGCUGUGCUUUUCUCUUCUUUUUUUUUGUUUUUUUUUGUUUUCUUUCUCUCGCUUUAUGUCAGUGUGAGGUUGAUCCCUACGGUCCUCGCUCAGCAAAACAACCCCUGUGGACAAAACACACUGGAUGCUAACUAACAAACAUUAACAAAACGAACCGGGAAACCCCCCCCCCAAAACAAUAAAAUCAAGUGAAGAUAAUAAGUGUCUCCAUGUAAAGUCUCCAUGUACUCGGGCGGAAAUUCCUAUUGGAAUGUUGUGGUCAAGCAAUAUGAAGAAAUAUUCAAGUAAUAUUUCUGGGUUGAUUUCAACACUCCAGUGUGUACUGUCCCACGUGAAGUUGCAAACACAUGCACACAUGAAUAAGCUUUUCUUUUUUUUGUUCUUUUUCCUCAAAUGUGCAAGAUUUUUGACAGGAAAUCCAUUCCUGUUCAACAGAUAGAACAGAAGAGCAGGGAUGAUUUUGCACGCUCAGAAACCAUAGUUUACAAAGCAGCUGUUAAAUGUUCUCAUUAUUUUCUCAAGUGGUAUUUCAUGGGACGAAGCUCAGAAAACAUACAAAAAAUGUGAGGCUCCUUUUGUUCAAAAUCAGUACGGCACCAUGAACGCUCGACGAUCCUGAGAUGCUCUUAAACCAGAUGUUUGGGCUUUGAAUAAAAGAAUAAGGAUUUUGUAAAGCAUGGAAGCACUUUCUAAUAUAGAAAGGAACAUUUUUAGGAUCUUAUCCAGCACAGAUUUAGAGUUUGUUGUGUAAUGACAAUGAGUAAUGCUGCACAAAAUGUCAAACACAGGCACGGUGCGUGAAAGUAACAAGCUAGAAGUGGAACAUUUGCUCCGGAAAUACAGAUCGCCAUCUCUGUGAUGUCUCACGAUGUAGAGGCGUCGCGUUAUUGCAUGCAGAACCUUUCGAAUCUGCCGGCAUUGGUGCUUAUAGUAUGCUGUUGGUGCUUUUGUCAUUCUUAAGCCAAAAUCUAGUGUUACUGUAUCCUUUACUGUAUAUGACAUGACACUAAUAUCGGAAGCAGAGCAUGGCGGAGAUUCUGCUUUACAGAGAUAUUCAGUUCAAUUCAGAAACCAACAUUGCUGCAGUGAUUGUCUGGUGUUUGUUUUGUUUUUAUUUUAAAUGCAUUUUAAAUGCAAUAUAGAUGAAUGGAUUACCUGGGGCAACACUGGCAUGUAGCAUAAUAGCUAACCUGCAAAAAUGGCUUUUUCUUAAUGUUUAAUAGUGUCAUAAUGUUGGUGAAUUUAAGGCUUUGCCUUAGUGGAUAUGUUCUUGUUGAUGAUGCUUUGUGUCUGCCUUUGUGGAAUCAACAAGGGCCUUCUUUAAUAAUGUUUUAAAAUUCGAACGUACAAAAAGUGACCACUUGUUAAGACGGAAAAUGCAUAAACGUUUUGUGGGACAUUUUGUGGACUUUUUAAAAUUUUUUCUUUCUUUUUUUUUUUGGAAGCAGUGCCUCUAUUAUUCACAUCAACGAAGCACUUCGGAUGAAUUUGAACCAGCCCCUUGUCAAUAUUUGUGUGUCUGUGUGUAUUUUGGUGUAUGAGAAAUGACAAUGUAUAAAAUGUGUGUGUGUGUUUGGGAUGUAAUUUGGACUGAACUGGCUGGAAUGUUGUAGGUUAGUUCUGUAGUACAGAACGCUAUGACCACCAUGUUCCUGGCCUUUCAGCCGUUCUUAUGCUCUCAUAGUGUAUCUUUUUCAAUCUCAAUGGCUCUUUGGGGGUUAUAUCAGCAUACUCCUUAUAUUUAUCUUUCUCAAUUUCUAUCUCACUCUCUUAUUAGCCCUUUACACAAAUUGAGAAGGACUUUUUACUUUGUUGUAAACAGGCUGUGAACCCUGAGUGUGCUAACCUAUCUGGAUCUCUUCGCGUGACCAUCAUUUCUUGUUUAUUUAUUUUAUUUUUUUUCAUUUGUUGUUGUUUUGUUUUUGUUUUUUUUGUUUUUUUGUUUGUUUUUUUAAAGUGGCAUUAAAAUAAAAGGAAGCAUAUUGAGUAGUUUUC